UUUUGACAUAGCUGGAGCCAAUCAGAGGAGGAGUUCUAUAUGACGUAAUCGCGUUCAAGUAGUUUCUGACAGGUCCCUGAAGCGUACUUUAAUGUCACAGCCAGUUCAGUCAGACCUCCAGAAAGAAAUAAAAGUAAACGGGGAGUCGCGUUUUGAAAGCACGAUAUCGUUUGAACUUGUCAAACGACUUCAUUAACUUGUCCAUUUAGUAUCGAGUUUGUGACCUACGUAUCUGCAUGUCUCCAGUUACUCCCUCGUUUACUUCUGUUUGGUUACGUUCUGGCUUUCCCGGACCAAUAUGGCGGUAUCGUGACGCGUCGUUGCAGUUGUAAACAGAUGUCGUUGGUGACUACAACUAGCGUUUUUGUGUGUAUUAAAUUUUAGUUUCGUCAUUUAACUGCAAACACUUGUAUAAAUUGCAGUAUUACUGAUAUAUUUUCUCUAUACUACUCCUUUGUUUUGAUCUAACUUACCCCGGAAGUAAGUGAGCGUGCUCUUUCCACCCGCUGCUCUGCAAUUGGUUGAAAUCACUUCAUGUUGUGAUUUAAAUUUAAAUGUCUGGAGGUGACGCUGCAGCGCAGCAGAGAGGAUAUAAGAUGGUGACCAGGAGGAUACGCUCGGAGUAUAUGAAGAAGUUCAAAGAUCCAAAAUGGGAGACGUUCAGCAAGUGUUACGACGAGAUGUUGAGGUACAGACUGAACCGCAGGCUGCUGGAGCAAACACACAAUCCUUGGUUCUGGAGCGGCUCUGACAGCGACUCAGACUCAGGAGGAAGAAGUCCUCCUCCUCCUCCCAAGAACAACCAGGUACUGGCAGAGCAGGAGUGUGAGGGGCAAAGGUCACACAGGACAACAGGACCUGUGCCUAGGCUUCCCCUUCAGGAGGAGGAAGAGGAGAAGGAGGAUGACAAGGAGGAGGUGUCUGCAGGCUCACAGCUCAACUGUGUCAGAGAGACAAGACAACUAGAGGAGCAGAGAGCCAACAGUAGAGACAGUAAACAGUCAUCUGCUCCCCACAGAGAGCAACUCCAAGAGACAGAUUUGGAACAGCACCAGCCACAGCAGACGAAAGCCUCCAAAUCCUCAAAAGACAUGUGGCGCUCCCAUCGGGUCAGACCUGUAACAUCACGGCAGCCCAGAGAGGACAGCAAGAGUAGACACUCAUUUGCUCUGUAUGGUUCAGGGGAGAAGAACACAGACAUUGCAACAAGAAAGACGCAUAACGUCGGGCCUACGGCUUCAACUAAUGACAUUCACAAGUCGGCGCUCCGUGCCAAGACCAGGCGAGAGGUGGAGCGUCAGAUCCAGAUGCAGAAAAGCGAGCGGCGGAAAGUCAAGUCUGCUGAUGUGGACAAGACCAGGAAGCUGGUUCAACCCGAGUUCAACCCCUGGCUCACUGAGUACAUGCGCUGCUUCUCUGCUCGCUCCAGAUAAGACUAAUAUCCAAACACAUGCACCGCAGAAAAUAGUCCAACCAACGAGAUGAUUCCAGACAGAAAAAAGAAACUUCAACUCUUAAUGUGAAAUUCUGGGGCCAAUCACUACUUUUAGCCACAAACAAACAAAACAUUUUUUAGAGCCUUUGUAGUUUCUUGUUUUACUACUUUACUAGUUGUUUUACUACUAGUAAAGUUUUACUACUUUACUAGUAGUAAAACUACUUAUUCAAUUAUAGGAUUUUUUUCCAGUGUAUAUAGCCCAGAUGAACAUUCCGUUCCAUUUUGAAUUGUUGCCUUUCACACCUGAGGGUUAAGUACCACGUCACAUAGAGCUGAUUGAGUCUUUAAAGGAAUACUUCACCUUUGCAUUUAGCUGUGUAUUACUAGAAUAGGGGUAGUAUUUUUGAAAAAUUGGGCUUCCCAACCUCAGUUUUCCCUGAGUCGAGAAAUAUCUUCAUUAUUUUCUUUGAUACGUGCCCACCAGUGACACUUGGUCCUGUUAGCGUAACUGAUAGCAAAGGACACUGUUUACAUUCUGGUAAUAAGGUCCCGCCCCCUAUGAGUGGGUCUAAAAAGGGGAAACUGAGGUUAGGAAGCACAAUUUUUCAAAACGACCCCUAUUCUAGUAAUACAAAGCUAAAUGCAAAUCGGUUACUAUCCUUUAAGGCUCUUUAAGAAAAACCUGUAACAUUGAAUCUCAAAAAUACUGUAUGUUUCUAUAUUUUUAAUACAUUGAUCAAUUGCCAAUACUCACACAGAGGCAGCAUAUUUGAAUAUAGUGUUUUUUACAAUGUCAUGUACAAUAUUGUCUGUUGCAAAGGUUUUACAGUUUACACGACACUUUUUCUGAUUGCAAACUGAGUCAUUUUCUUUUUCUUGGGGAUUGAAAGUUUCUGAUUCUUGAACUUAAACUGACAGACUUUGCUUUCUGAGAUGUAGGGGUUUUUAAUCACUCAUUUGUGCUUGUUAAAAAUGUACAGUUUGUACAAUUUAGCAACAUUUAUUGAUGAAGUUGCAUGUUGCAGCUGAAUAUCCCUCACCUCACCCUUCCUUUCCAAGUGUGUUGGAGAACAUAGCCUUCAGUAACACCAAAAGUCAGUAUGUUAAACUCGUCCAUUGUGGCAUAUUUUAAAAAAAUGGUCUAAAAUGGCGGUCUCUGUAGAGUUGACCUGACAUCUUGACAUAAAUAUAAGAGGCUCAUUCUGGCAUAAAGAAAAACAACAACUCAUACUAUCAGGUGAUUAUACACUUAUAUACAAGUUAAUUGAUUUAACUUAUAUUUCCAACACUUAACUCUUAAUAAUAUUGUGUUUAUUGACUUAAAUGUUCAUGUGUGUACAACCUGGUGCUAAGAACACCCUGAAGAUAUGUGACUUUAAAAAGUGACUUAGAUGGUUAGAACAGUGUAUGUGCAGUACUGUGGAUACACUACAAACAUUUGUUUGUCCUGUUUCUGUUUUUAAUAAUGAAAAUGUUACUGUAAAACAGAUUAUUUAGAUUCUCAUCACACCAAAAAAAAGCAGUUGGAAGCUCAAAGCUGCUGUCUGUAAAAUACUUUUGUUCAAGUAUGUGUGUAAAUAUCUCCAAUCAGGAGCUGGGACUCCACAAGGAGGCGCACUUAUCUGGCAUUACUUACAGCAGCUUUAAUAUGUCAAUUAGAAAUGUCUUUGAUAAAAUCUGCUUUAAAGCCAAAACUUGGACCAAAACAAUGGAUACAAAACCAAAGUCAAGGUUAUAUCUUUUUAAUAAUACUGCGGUAAUAAUUAACACAUACUCUUUAGAUAAUGAUCAAAUCGCACUUUGCUGAAUUUGUAACCUUGCUUGAAAAACAUUUGUACAGAAAGCCAAAAAUAGAUUUUCGUAAUAAAUGUGGUCAAAAUGUUUACAGCUACAAUCCUUGGUGUCUGUGAGGAGGAGAAAACGCCGCGGGCUCCAUGUUCAUCCAUUUCAGUUAUUGUUGUUGCAGCUUUGAGUUCAGUAUUACUUUACUUAGUUUCUCCGUGUUUUUGGUUAUUCUGUAUAAUAUACGGACAGCAUGUGAAUUUUUGUGCAAUAUUAUUAAUAUAUAUAACUUUAUUUUGAACUUUAAUAUUAGGGAGUGAGCUUUGUAAAACCAUGUACACCACAUUCACCUUUUUUGGUUCUGAAUUUUUAGAGUCUAGUUUGGGUGAAAACAGAAAUGACAGAAACACUGAAUGUGUGACAGCCACGAAGUUGUAAAUCUGCAUAAUACUCUGUAUAUUUGCAUUUUUUGGCUUUCUGACAUAUGGUGUUUAUAUAGUGAAUGUUUUUUUAGACGCUGAGAUUAAAUGCUGUGGUGCAAAGAUGUGAAGAAA
This is a messenger RNA of Solea solea (common sole), 3774 nucleotides long. It is a transcript of the gene ccsapb, whose product is annotated as centriole, cilia and spindle-associated protein b. Gene Ontology annotation, cellular component: ciliary basal body; spindle; cytoskeleton. The record is from RefSeq and is a predicted model, not a curated record. The transcript is spliced from 5 exons. Gene Ontology annotation, biological process: regulation of mitotic spindle assembly. Bases 555 to 1433 code for a protein of 292 amino acids. Gene Ontology annotation, molecular function: microtubule binding. NCBI's taxonomy places the organism in Eukaryota, Metazoa, Chordata, Actinopteri, Pleuronectiformes, Soleidae.